This is a messenger RNA of Ananas comosus (pineapple), 2309 nucleotides long. RefSeq names its product neutral/alkaline invertase 1, mitochondrial-like. Gene Ontology annotation, molecular function: sucrose alpha-glucosidase activity; endo-alpha-N-acetylgalactosaminidase activity. The record is from RefSeq and is a predicted model, not a curated record. Gene Ontology annotation, biological process: sucrose catabolic process. The transcript is spliced from 6 exons. Gene Ontology annotation, cellular component: mitochondrion. Bases 82 to 2100 code for a protein of 672 amino acids. Lineage: Eukaryota; Viridiplantae; Streptophyta; Magnoliopsida; Poales; Bromeliaceae.
UCCAAUCCUCCGAACCCUCUCCUCGGACUCUUCUUCUCCCUCUCUCUCUCUCUCUCUCUCUCUCUCUCUCCUCCCAUCGCCAUGUCGCGUCUCCGCCCCUCCUCGCGCCGCCUCCUCUGGUGCGGCGGCGCUGCCGCCGCCGCCGGAAUCUUCCCAAAAUGCCCACACCACCACCACGUCCUCGGCCGCCGCCUACUCUCCUCCGCCGCCGCCGCCGCCGCCGCAGCCCGCCGCCUCCUCGACCCAGCCCCGCUCUCCCCCGAUCCCAUUCGUGUUCCACCACCUCGCCCCCUCGGGGGCGCUUUGGGGACCCUCCGCCGCCUCCACACGUUGCCGGAGCAGGUCUCCGGCGCCGGCCUCGGAGGCGGGGACAAGACCUUCGAGACUAUCUGCAUCCACGGGGUCGGCGCGAGGCCUCUCGUGGUGGAGAACGUGGCGGCGGCGUCCGGAGCCCUAGAGGACGACGAGGAGGAGGAGGCUAGGGUUAGGGUUAGAGAAUCCGAGGUGGGAGAAGAAGGUGCCGUAACCCUAACGGAAGAGGAAGCUAAAGUCAAAGAGGGUAGCGGCAGAGACGCGAUUUUGGACGGAUCGGAGGUCGAAUCGGAGGCGAGGAGGGAAAAAGAGGAGUCGGCGACGGAGAAGGAGGCGUGGUGGCUUCUGAAUAGGGCGGUGGUGAGCUACUGCGGGAGCCCGAUUGGGACCGUGGCGGCGAACGAUCCCGGAACGGUGAACCAGAUGCUCAAUUACGACCAGGUUUUUAUCAGGGAUUUCGUUCCCUCCGCCAUUGCUUUCCUCCUCAAGGGAGAGGGCGAGAUCGUUCGCAAUUUCCUACUCCACACCUUGCAGCUUCAGAGUUGGGAGAAAACUGUGGAUUGCUACAGUCCUGGCCAAGGGCUAAUGCCUGCUAGUUUUAAGGUUAGAACUGUGCCUUUGGAUGGAAGCAACGAAGCGUUUGAGGAGGUUUUGGACCCUGACUUCGGAGAAUCCGCUAUUGGGCGUGUAGCACCUGUUGAUUCUGGACUUUGGUGGAUUAUUUUGCUGAGAGCUUAUGGGAGGAUUACUGGAGAUUAUGCGCUGCAAGAGAGGGUUGAUGUACAAACAGGCAUUAAAUUGAUUCUGAAUUUAUGUUUAUCAGAUGGAUUUGAUAUGUUUCCUUCUCUAUUAGUCACUGAUGGCUCUUGCAUGAUUGAUCGACGGAUGGGCAUUCAUGGGCACCCUCUUGAGAUCCAAGCUUUGUAUUAUUCAGCUUUGCGGUGCUCCCGUGAAAUGAUAUCAAUCAAUGAUGGAUCUAAGAACCUCGUCCGCGCUAUUAAUAACAGACUCAGUGCUCUUUCCUUUCACAUCAGGGAGUACUAUUGGGUGGAUAUGAAAAAGAUCAAUGAGAUAUAUCGUUACAAAACUGAAGAGUAUUCGCAUGAUGCCAUUAAUAAAUUCAAUAUAUACCCAGAGCAGAUUCCUUCAUGGCUAGUUGAUUGGAUUCCUGAAAAAGGAGGAUACCUGAUCGGAAAUCUACAGCCGGCCCACAUGGAUUUUAGGUUCUUUUCACUUGGGAAUUUGUGGGCCAUAGUCUCUUCUCUAGCCACUGAAAGGCAAGCGAAGGGCAUUCUCAAUCUUAUUGAAGCCAAAUGGGAUGAUCUAGUAGCAAAUAUGCCUCUUAAAAUAUGUUACCCUGCUUUGGAGUACGAGGAAUGGCGUAUUAUUACUGGGAGUGAUCCGAAGAACACCCCUUGGUCAUACCACAAUGGUGGAUCUUGGCCGACGUUACUAUGGCAGCUCACACUUGCCUGCAUUAAGAUGGGCCGACACGACCUAGCUGAGCGGGCUGUCUCCUUGGCCGAGAAGAGGCUAUCGAAUGAUAAGUGGCCGGAAUACUACGACACCCGAUCAGGGAGAUUCAUCGGUAAGCAGUCGCGCUUAUACCAAACAUGGACGAUAGCCGGAUUCCUCACCUCCAAAAUGCUUCUAGAAAACCCGGAAAUGGCUUCGAUAUUAACAUGCGAUGAGGACCUCGAGCUUCUGGAAGGUUGUGCUUGUUGCCUCAGCAAAAGUGCUCGGAUCAAGUGCUCCCGCUUAGCUGCCCGAUCACAGGUCCUUGUUUAAAAGGUGGCCAAGUUUACCACCCCUACUUUUCUUUUUUCUUUUAAAGAAAUAAAUUACAGUGUACACGAGAGGAAAAAGAAAAAUAUAUUGAUAGAGGUGUUUGAUUACUUCGAAAACAACAAAGGGAUUCGUUUGUUCAGGUGAAAGUGGUUCACUUGCAUGUUAGUAUCUGUACAUUAAAUUUUCUUCUUGCCGGAUAUUUCUGUAAA